AUGGAUUUGAUUCAGGCACUAAGGGACGUGGCAGAAGUGGAUAGGCUGGUCGGUAGCAGCAGCAGCAGCAAGAGAUUGAGGUCCCGAUCUGGCCCCCUGAGAAUGGGUGGUGCUGAGUCAGCAGCAGGCCUUGCUGCUGAGUCAGCGGGUCUUGCGGCUGAGUCAGCAGGCCUUGCUGCUGAAUCAGCAGCCACUGCUGGGUCAGCAGGCUCGGACACGUCAUCAGCGGUGGAAGCAGUUGCUGCGGGUGGUGCUGCUGCAUCUGCUUGUGCAGUGGGAGCAACAGCAGCAGUAUUCAGAGCAGCAGGAGCAGCACCAGCACCUCCAACAGCAGCAGGAGCAGCAGCAGCAGCAGGCGGAGCAGCAGGAGCAGGCGGAGCAGCAGGAGCAGGCGGAGCAGCAGGAGCAGGCGGAGCAGCAGCAGCAGGCGGAGCAGCAAGAGCAGGCGGAGCAGCAUAG
Molecule: messenger RNA, 459 nt
Organism: Closterium sp. Naga37s-1
Lineage: Eukaryota; Viridiplantae; Streptophyta; Zygnematophyceae; Desmidiales; Closteriaceae
Source: the annotation of a GenBank genome assembly